AUGACUAGUAGAGACGACAAGGAUUUGGACCUCUCCUCGUUUUGGACUACCAUGCCGCCAAAAUCAAUAUUUCGCCAGCCCGGGGCAAGACACUUCCAGCUCGUUCAUCGCUCGCAAAGAGACCCUCUUAUCAACGAUCCUGACGCUAGCGAACAUGUCUUGAAGCCCUUUGAACGAGAAAAUUCUAAGAAGGGAAAGACUCGCGCCGACCUUGAGGAACUCUUUUCUGAAGAAGGCGCAGCUCCCGGUCACAGAAAUAUUGGCGAGUCUAGCCUCUACGGAAUUUACUACGAUGAUACCGAAUACGAUUACAUGCAACACCUUCGGCCAGUUGGCGUUCAGGAAGAGGGUGUGGAUAGUGUUCUGAUAGAGGCUCCUUCUACCUCCAAGCAAAAAGGCCACCAAAAGCCGCGAAUUAACUUUGACCUCCCUGAAGGCGUGCUUGCAUCUACUUCCGAACUGCCUCGAACCUUCGAAUCACAGCAGGCUAUUCCAGAUAGCAUAGCUGGUUUUCAGCCUGGCAUGGAUGCCCAUCUUCGACAAGUCUUGGAAGCACUUGAGGAUGAUGCAUUCGUCGAUGAUGACCUGGACGAUGAUUUCUUCGGGGAACUGGUCGCCGAUGGGGAACGAGGCAGUGACGAAGAAGUUGGCUUCGAGUUCAGAGAAGAGGGAAUAAAUGAAGAGAAAUCGCAGAACACUCAGUCAGGAUCUGUGGACGAGAGCUGGGAGAAGCGAUUUGCAGAUUUCAAAAAAUCUCGAUCAGCCCUAAACAACGAAUGUCGAAGUGAUGACGGAUUUGAUUCGGAAGGAGGGGACACAGUUGGUACGCUUCCUGCCCUGUCUGUCGUCGGAGGGAAGAGAAGGAGGAAAGGGACGAGUGAUGCUUCCGGCUACAGUAUGAGUAGCUCGUCCAUGUAUCGCAACGAAGCUUUGCAGACGCUCGAUGAACGCUUCGAUCAGAUGAUUUUAAAGCAGUAUAACGAAGACGAGGAAGGAGAAACGUCGGAGGAUGGACAUUCCGAUGACGCUCCGGAGCUUAUUACUUCCCGUGAAGACUUCGACUCCAUGGUUAACGACUUUCUGAACGACUUCGAGAUUGUGGGUAGGAAGAUGAAGCCGAAGAUGGAGGGCGAAACGGGUGUUGAGAAACUUGACAUUCUUCGCCGUGCCAUGGGACAAGACGACCGAGUGCGCAUUGCCAAUGGCGACGAAGGGGACAUCGAGGAAGACGAUCCUUUUGUUUCGGACGACGAAGUCAAGAAAGAUAGAUGGGAUUGUGAAACUAUAUUAACCACUUACACGAAUCUUGAAAAUCAUCCGCGUCUCAUCCGUGCUCGAGAACCCAAGCCAGCGCCAAAGAUCGUUCUUGACCGGAAAACAGGGCUGCCGUCUCUUUCUGAUCCGCUUCAACCCAAGCCCUCUACAAACCAAGUUUCAUUUGCACCAACAUCAGAGGAUGCUGACGGAUCCGACGAAGAGAAGAGCAUUAACAAAGUCCGUCAAACCGUUUCUCGCCCCCGAGGUGAAUGUAAAGAAGACAGGAAAGCAAGAAAGGCUGCCGUCAAACACGAACGACAAGCCCGGAGAGCCGAAAAGAAGUCAACUAAGGAGCAGUUUGAUGCAGAGAUAAAAGCACAGAAAAAGAGAAUAGGAAAUAAAGAGCUUAGACUGAAGAUUCUGUAG
Molecule: messenger RNA, 1683 nt
Organism: Cyclocybe aegerita
Lineage: Eukaryota; Fungi; Basidiomycota; Agaricomycetes; Agaricales; Hemipholiotaceae
Source: the annotation of a GenBank genome assembly